ACUAGGGAUGUUCUUUAGAAGAAAUAUAGCAUGAUCCUAAGAAUAUUCUCACUGGAAGGUUUAAAAAAUAUUCUUAGAACAUGACUAGAAGAAAUAUAGCAUGAUCCUAAGAAUAUUCCCACUAGAAUGUUUAAAAAACAUUCUUAGAAUAAACUGUGCUAUCAGGGUAAAGAUAUUACCAAACUGUCUAAAAUAAUAAUAAUAAUAAAUUCGUUGAGCAGUAUAUCACUAAAUAUUUGUACGUUCAGUUUAAAGUGUUAAAAUAUAAAUGAAUUGAAAUUUCUCUCUACAUAAAAAAAUAAUUGUUAAUUUUAUAGUAAAUACUUGCGGUUAACAGUUUGUUUUUAGAAUAAUUCACCAAUAUAAAUAGAAAAUCAAUGGAGGAUAUAACGUUAGUAGAAUUAAGUUUACGUGUGCAAUCAUGAGACAGUUUAUUGUAAUAGUUUUUGCAACAUUAUACUCUACUUCUGCACAAAAUAGCAGUUUUUUCAAUAAACCUAAGAGAACACUAAUUGACAUUCAGUCCCCUGGAGAUGCUAAACCUGUAGGGAUAGUCUAUCAUUUACCAGAACCACAAGCUUUAACAUACCAAACUACUGAAGAUCCCAACCUGGGUAAUUUCUACACAAACACACACAAGUUUUUUCCACAAGCUAACUCAGCAAUAAAACCUGUUUUUGAGACUGAAAAGCAGUUAUCAUCCACGAACGUUAAAAACGCCUUUGAGGCACCUAAAGUAGCAGCACAACAUGUUCUAUACGAGUACGAACAAACACCAACCAACGCUGUUUCAAACGUUCAUGUAAAACAUAUCUUUCAACCCGUUAAUAAUAAUAAUAAUAAUAAUAAUAAUGACUUUGCCGAUGAGCAAAAAAAGGAGCAAAACAGCUACAUAGCAUCAGCAGAGACAGUAGUAAGUCCAGUACAACACAGCUCUUUGGUAAACCACGCUCAAAAUUACGCGCAAGUCAACUAUCAUCCAUUGUACAGCGUUCAACCAACGCACAACGUACAGCACCAUGGGGGACACCCGUACGUACCAAGCAGAUACUUAUAUGUCAAUGGUAAAAUUGUUUAUCAGCCUGUUCAUCAACCUCACCAACAACAGAAUGCGCAAAGAAAUCACUUUUAUCAUCAUCCACAUCAUCAGCAUCAACCGAGUUUGCCAUUAUAUCAAAAUAGGCAGCAGCAAAAUAUUCCGUUGGUAAAUCAUAGGCCCGUUCAGAAGUUAACGCCACCUCCUGUGAGUUUUUCGAACUUUCAUCCACCAGCCAGAAGUGAGAUGCAAAGGAUUACGAAUCCAGUGACUCCAAAGAGCGUGGAGGUUGAAGAAAAUCAGGAGGUGGAGGAAGAUGAUAAAGAGGAAGUCAGGGAUGAUAAAGAGGAAGAAGUCGAAGAGAAUGACGAUGAUGAUGAUAGAAGAUCUAAUCUUGAAGAAGGCGAAGAAGCAGAGGAAGAUGAUGAAAAGCAUGAUAAAUAUCAUCAUUUGUUUGGAAAAUACUCAUUCGAGAAUGAAGAUGAUGAAGACGAUCACCAAGGCUACAGAACCCGUGAAGAAGCCAACGAAGAAGAAGAGGAAGAUGACGAAGACAACGACAGAAGAUCAUCGAAACACGUUUCGUCAAAAACGAAGAAACCAAAUAAAAAAUCAUUAAAAAAAUCCAAAAGCAACGAUAAAGAUAACUACAGUUACAGUGAAGCUUACAUGACCAGCAGCAAAUACGAGCAGAAGCCAAAAAAAAGCAAGAAUGCGAAGAGUAAACCCAAGAGGUAUUACAGGAAAGUUAAAAAUUCUUCAGAUUCCAGGGGUAAACCAAAGUAUGAGGCAAUUGAAGGCAAAUCGUCGCAACAAGUCCCCAUAACCCACGAACAUAAAUUUGUGAAAGAAAAGUUUUACAUAACCAAAAGUUUCAAUGAUGGUUUUGAGAAAAACUAAUAGUUUUUAGUUAAUAUUUGUUAAUUAAUUUUAUGUUUUUGUUAAAAAUA
Brassicogethes aeneus is the source of this 1986-nucleotide messenger RNA. NCBI's taxonomy places the organism in Eukaryota, Metazoa, Arthropoda, Insecta, Coleoptera, Nitidulidae. The record is from the annotation of a GenBank genome assembly.